AUGAAGAUGAAGGAAGGAAUAAAGCUUUCUAAAAGCACAAUUUCAACUGGAGCUUAAUUGUUAUGGUUUUAUAAAAACAAACCUAUUGAAGAUCUGUCCCUACAUUUCAGAAGAUACUUGCUCUUAAGAUAAUACCUAUAAGAUCUGGAAUGCUGA
Messenger RNA from Tetrahymena thermophila SB210, 156 nucleotides. RefSeq lists its product as hypothetical. The record is from RefSeq and is a predicted model, not a curated record. Lineage: Eukaryota; Ciliophora; Oligohymenophorea; Hymenostomatida; Tetrahymenidae. The transcript has a single exon.